GCAACCUCGUUCCAGCCUGCAUAAGCAUCUGGGUAAUCUGAUAUGCGCCGUGGUUGCCCUGCGAGCCCCAAAAAGUGGAAAGGCCCCAGAAGUACCAGGCAGCAAAAAUAGCAUAAACGGCUCCCAUAGAAAGAACCAGAAAAAUGAAACCAAGAGCAAAGACCAUUGGAGUGGUCAAUCGAAUGGUACCCCCAAAAAGAGUAGCUCAGGGUUCAGCCUUCAACCAUUACAG
Messenger RNA from Funneliformis geosporum, 232 nucleotides. The record is from the annotation of a GenBank genome assembly. Lineage: Eukaryota; Fungi; Glomeromycota; Glomeromycetes; Glomerales; Glomeraceae.